CAUAUCAUACCUACCGUAUGACUAAUCGAAUGAACAGUGGCUAUAUAUAUUGAACGUAUUACAGGAAGGACUAUUUAUAUUAAAGAAAUAAGUUUAAAAUAACGGAUAAUUUGCACACGUCACCUAACAGUUUUAAAAUUUGAAAACUGGCUUGCCAUGAAAGCAUUUAAAACUUUAUUUUAAACAUCGAAAUACAUUAACUGUAAUUUAGUUUAAUUAUUUGUGAAGAGUUAAACUAGUAGUGAAACAGACAUAAUGGAAGAUCCAAGCAGAAAAUUAAGUAGCGACAGCGUUCCGGAUAUUCACAUUGAGCCAGCAGACGACUAUACUGCUUCCAUAGAACUGUCAAACGCAUGCAGGGAAUUCUACAGAAACCGAGUGAAAGCCACGGAGAACUUUAAACAGAACAUGAAAAAUAGAACCAACAACGACAGGACGUCAACAACGACAAAACGAACAUCGAUUGAUGAUGCCAUGGUGAAACUGAGGGGCGAAAUGGCCUCCCUGAUGGACCAGGACUUGUCCUUGAUGAAGCAGCUUCUCACGCUCAAUGAGGCAAUCGAGGACCUCAAAACCAAGCGUCUGUACCACCUGAGCAAGGAUUCACUGCGGGCUAGUUCACAAGAUUUGCAUGCCAGCGAUUUGUCCGUUUCUGAAACCGACAUGUAUGAAACCGAUGAUGAAAACGAAAAGAAAACUCUAGAUAUCAAAGACAAUUACCAAACCUCGUCUCUUUCCUUACCUGUGCCCCUCACCAAGGAGAAUAAAUUUCACGCCCAUAUGGGGCUAGUGCGAAAAUCUGACAUUGCCAUUGUGGUCACGGAUAAUGGCCAUAGGACUGUAAAACACGAGCCCCAAAGUUCACUGGACUCUGGUUAUGGGGAUGACACCACAUAUGGGAAACUUCUCCUCUCCCAUCGAGGACCUGUCGAGGUCACGAUCUGAAAUAAUUGCAGUAUACAUAUAAACAUUCGAACAAUGGUGGCAUAACUGUUGUUUCCAAGAUUUGCUAAAUAUUUGACCAUCUUGUAAAGCCUAGUGCUGUCCUUUUCUAAAUCUACAAAUGUAUCAUCCACAUCGCAUUGCGCCUUCUUCUACUCAUCCUCCCGAGGACUUCCGGUGGUAUCUCCAACAAUCUCCCGACAAGGACGACCUGUCGCUAAUACUGAGAGAAAGCGAGUGUUCUAAACCAUGGUACGUUAUUCAAUAUCGGGCCAGAAAAAGGUCACCAAAAUCGAAAGCCCUGCAUAAUGAACGGAACCCCAGCUGCCAGGAAAUCGUGGGAUGUUUGGCUCUCACGUACAGUCAAGUCGUUCGUGGUAUAUUUGAACUCUUGAAAUUGUCAGGUUACAUGGUCACAAUCAUGUACAAGGCUCGUAUCCUGGAGCAAUGGGAUAAACGCUGGUGGUUAGAGAACACAUGAUAUUGAACGAUCUGAGAACCUUAAAAGUGAGCAGUUUGAACUAGUGUAUCUAUAUUAUUUCACUCGUUUAAUCCUCUUUUCUGUAUACUUAUUACCUCUCGACAUGCGUCUACUACAGUAGACUGAGAAGUAGAUUGUCGCUGUAACCUACUGAGAAUAUCUAGAGAAGUUCGUUGUCAAGUAUUCAUGGCAUUUGAAAUAACUUGUUUAAUGCAUGUUGAAGCCACAUUCACAGUGUGUAAAUGACUCAAGACACUCACAUUUCAUAUGAUACUUUAGCUCAUUAUAAUAGUUGGCCAAAUAAGUAAUGGAUUGUAUAUGCUGUAACAAUAUACAUCAAUAGUACUAUUGUUCCAUGUUAUGUGAUUUGUAAACAAAUAUAAGCAAAGUAAUCAAUUAAUGUACAAUUACGAGUAUAUGUAACAGGAGUUUAGUUGAUAUAUGCGAAAUGAGACCUUGUAUGACGUAAACGGUUGGGACUUGCGCCAGUAAUGGAAAAUGGAUUGAUUCUAGUCAUUGUAUACUACAUUUGUUGUUGGUGUGUUGAUUUCAGUGUGUGAACAUAUAUGGUUGCUGCAAUAUUGGCGUUGCUUUUGUUACUUGCGAUAAUGAACUACUUGUUGCAAUAUGAAUGAUGAAAUGGAAAAAUAAAGAAAUGAACUAAA
Molecule: messenger RNA, 2088 nt
Organism: Mya arenaria
Lineage: Eukaryota; Metazoa; Mollusca; Bivalvia; Myida; Myidae
Exons: 3
Coding region: 256-945 (229 amino acids)
Source: RefSeq, a predicted model, not a curated record